Messenger RNA from Cajanus cajan (pigeon pea), 743 nucleotides. NCBI's taxonomy places the organism in Eukaryota, Viridiplantae, Streptophyta, Magnoliopsida, Fabales, Fabaceae. The record is from RefSeq and is a predicted model, not a curated record.
CCAUAACCAUUUUGGUUUAUAAUCAAUGGACGGAAACAAGCUCACCUCGCAUGCUUCGGAUAAUAGCACUGCACUGGAUUCACUCUCUUUUAGUGACCUUGUUUCUAUUCAAGAGCAGCAACCUAAGUCCCCUUCUCCUAACCGGGCUAAACAAUACCAGGUAAGCAAGUAUGACCCAGAAUUUGAAUUUACCAGUACUAAUGCAAACUUCAAUUCUGUUGUCAAUACAAUCAAGAUCACUUCUGCUGACCAGCUUAUUUCCAAUGGUCAACUUCGACCACAAGCACUUUCCAUGCAAACAAAUCAGUCUCUGAUCACAAAACCACCCAAUUCCUCGAGAUCAUUACUAGCAACCAAUAGCAGUAGUAAGAUGUCAUGCGGUAAAACAGGAAACACUAAGAAAUAUCACGAACAGAACAAAGCAAGCAAUCAUACAAACAAGAAAAGCAUGGUGACAAGGACAGGGUUUGGCCAGAAAAUGAAGUCUUUUCUAUCACCAUGCCGAGAAUGCCGAGACAUUAAGCAAGGUGCUGUUAAAGCACAAACUGUUCCAGGAGAAAAUCUCAAAAUUUACUGACAUAAGGUUUAUUCUCUAUGAUUUGUUCAAGCGAGAGCAGAAAAUGUAAUCAGGAAUCUAGCUUUUUAUAGUUUAGUGUCUCAAAAGAAUACAAGUGACAUGCUUCAUUUCAAUGUCAGUUACUACUGCAGUAAUAGCACCAAAAGAUCAAAAUUAUAAACCUUUA